UUGGCGGCAGAUAGGAUUGUGGACAUGGAUUGCGGGCUGUAUUGUCGGUAUCGUUAUCGGGUUAUUGGAGAUGACCGCUGGUACGAAACAACCGAUAACCGUACCGAUUUUGGGAAAUUCAUGUUUAGGAAUUUGAUGCUCUAGAUUUAUUGUUCUGUUCCGUCGAGGGAAAAGGUUGUGUUUGGUAGUCCAAACCAAGCAACAUUUUAUUGUUGUGAAAUGAAUGUGUCUACAAAACUGUAAAAGCUACAAAAUAGUGCUGCAAUAAUUUUUUUAUUGAAACCAUUUUUUUGAGUUUCCUAAAAAACCCGUUUUUUAAUAAUAAAAAGGUAUGCGGUUUCAAAAUCACAGAGAGUAAACUUCCCGUCAAAAGAUUAUUUGAUUGUAUGGCUGAAAUCCAUUUUACCCCAAAGUUUACGCUUCGUUUGAAGUCCCAUUUAUGCACCGCUAAACUGCAAUAAUGUUUAAAGCGCCUAAAGGUAUGCAAUGCUCAACACACCUGGUAAAGGUGUCUACGGUUCGUAUGAAUUAGAGACAUUAGAGAUGUGAAGGAGAAGAUCAUUGCAUCAGUUAUCGUUUCACGCCAAUUGCCUCCCUUCAACAGAUUUGUUACGUAUAUAAUAUCGAUCUUAUCGUAAUGAUUUCUAAUCUUAGCUUCAUAGACAGUCUGCCUGACGUCAAACUGUACAAACAGCCGCUGAUGUCCCUUUUUGGAACGUAUAGAUUUGGCAUUUCUCUAGAUAAUUGCAAUACAUACAAACUGAACUCAUUGUUCACGCUAACCUUACCUCAUAACUUCUCAAAACCAAAUGUUCCAACUCUGAACGUUAUCACAAAAAAAAACCAAUUGCACACUGAAUGCCCAUUCGCGUGCUGGUGUUACAAUCGUAAACUCAAUACAACCUCCGAUAAUAGAUAUCGGUUAAUCGUGUUAGGUGGGCAAAUUUGAUAAUACCAGUUAUCUCGGCCGAAUUAUUUAUCCCCAGACUCGAUUGACCACGGACGGAAGUAAUGGGUUUAACAUUGAAUUGCUCACGGGAACCUUCACGAACUCCAUGCGGACUCGUGUGUUUGUUACAUAUCCUGCUGUAAUAACAACCGAUGCGCACACUUAACAAUGAAUCGGUAGAUGCAUCUGGCAGGGCGUUUCAUGCCCUAAUACGUCCCACAGUCCCUUCAAAAGUGCUGCAAAAGAGAGCUGAAACUGAGAUACGCCCGAGGGAUUAUCGGUAGCGUGCGAUAGGACCAGAUUCGAUAAUCUGCGAGGUUUAAGGCAGGAGGGUAUAAAAGCUACCCCCAGGGCACCGUAGCCCGAUCGGUGUAGAGUCCAUGGUGGCCUACGGUGCUGACUGGAAGUAUUUCGUUGGGUUGUGUUAAGUGUGUCCGGGUGUGUAUACUACAAUGAAACGAUUUCUUGCGAUCCUGGUGGCCUUUGCCAUUGGGUGUAGUGACGUGGCGCACGGUAUGUUGCGUGAGUCAUGGUUCGAGACACGUGUCGAUCAUUUCAACCCGCGCAAUCAGGACAAGUUCGCCAUGCGCUACUACAUCAACGAUGAGCACGCGUACGCCCGGGGACCAAUUUUCAUUGUGGUCGGUGCCGCCGAGCCGAUCCAGACGCGAUGGAUCACCGAAGGACUGUUUUACGAUAUUGCGUAUCUCGAGGGCGCUUAUCUGUUUGCGAACGAGCUGAGAUACUUCGGAUAUAGCCGACCGGUAGAAAAUGCAGAGACGGAGAAUCUGGAUUUCCUCAAUGCCGACCAGGCGCUGGCCGAUUUGGCCGAGUGGAUCACCUACCUAAAGGAAACGUACACCUACAACCCGAACGCGAAAGUCAUCCUGAUGGGUACGGCUUACGGUGGUGCCCUAGCCACCUGGUUCCGCCAGAAGUAUCCUCACCUUGUGGACGGUGUCUGGGUGUCGAGUGGUGCCAUCGAGGCUGAUUUUGCGUUCGCCGGCUACAACGAAGCGCUCGGGGAAAGCAUCCGCCAGUACGGUAGCGACGCGUGCUACAGCACCAUCUGGAGUGGGUUCCGCGUGGCGCAGAACAUGGCACACCUCGGGCUAGCCGAGCUGCUCUCGACCGAGUUCCAUCUAUGCGAACCGCUCGACACCGAUAACGAUCUCGAUGUGCGUGCAUUCCUGCUCGGUCUGCGGGACGACAUCGAGUUCGAGAUGCUGCAUCUGCGCAACAUCAACUCGAUCCGCGAAAUGUGCGCCGAGAUGGAGCAGCAGCGGGACAGUAGCCUGAACGCACUGAUUGACUGGUUUGCCCGCGAACAUCAGUACGAGCAGUGUGUGCACCUCAACUUUGACAGGUACAUGGAGCGGUACCUCGAGACGGACUUUAACGCUGCCAACUUGCAGGCCGGUCACCGCCAACGGCUCUAUCUCCAGUGCACGGAGGAGGGCUUUUUCCCCACGACAUCCGAGUCGGAGGAGCAACCGUUUGGUAACAUGAUCGGGCCGGACUUUUUCGUGAAGGUGUGCCAACGUGCGUUCGGCGAAUGGCUUACAGAGGACGUGAUCUUCAAGCAGCUGAAAUCGACCAACACACGCUUCGGUGGGCUGCAGCCAGCGAUCGAGCGGGCCCAUUUCACCAACGGUGGCAUCGAUCCGUACCGCGUUAGCAGUCCGCUCGAGGAUCUCAAUCCCAAAGCGCCGGCCACACUCAUCCCGGACACGUUCGUGUCACCCGAUCUGGACUCGAUCGACUACGAGAACGAUUCGGAGGAGUUGAUUGCGGCCAAGGAGCGCACGCGAACGCUCAUCGACACGUGGAUCUUUGAGGAUUAUGAACCGAUUCACGCUUAGGUGGAAAUCUUUUUUUUAUAUUGCCUAUGUUUAAAUAAAUCACGAUACCUUCCCCUACCCGUA
This is a messenger RNA of Anopheles gambiae (African malaria mosquito), 2874 nucleotides long. RefSeq names its product thymus-specific serine protease. Gene Ontology annotation, molecular function: serine-type exopeptidase activity; dipeptidyl-peptidase activity. Bases 1402 to 2811 code for a protein of 469 amino acids. Gene Ontology annotation, biological process: proteolysis. Lineage: Eukaryota; Metazoa; Arthropoda; Insecta; Diptera; Culicidae. The transcript has 2 exons. The record is from RefSeq and is a predicted model, not a curated record.